Messenger RNA from Oncorhynchus nerka (sockeye salmon), 7551 nucleotides. It is a transcript of the gene ciz1b, whose product is annotated as cdkn1a interacting zinc finger protein 1b. Lineage: Eukaryota; Metazoa; Chordata; Actinopteri; Salmoniformes; Salmonidae. Gene Ontology annotation, molecular function: zinc ion binding; nucleic acid binding. The record is from RefSeq and is a predicted model, not a curated record. Bases 623 to 2335 code for a protein of 570 amino acids. The transcript has 15 exons. Gene Ontology annotation, cellular component: nucleus.
GCUUUCACCGCAGAUGCGGAAGUGCGACACUGGAUGAGGUGGUAAUUGAGACGCAUUCAAUGCAAAACACAAACUGACGAAUUUUGAUGGGAAUUUUUGUUAUUUAAUUUAGAUUUGAUGCACCAGUGUAUCAAUCGACUCUAGGGGAUUCUUACAUGCGCGACUUUUAAUUUGAACAUUUCCGACAUUCCCCUGAUACGGAAGUACUUUUUUUAGUGUUGCUGACGAGACGCUGAUAUAGUAUAGUAUUUCUGAACUGGAGCUAGUGUGCAUAGCCAGCAAAUAAGUUUUGAAAGUGAUAACAGUAGCUACUGUUUUUGAAACCAUCUAAAUAUAUGUGCCACGGAAGUAGGUAUUGUAAAUGCACAACUACAGCGCAUUUCUUGAUAAUUUCAUACUUUCAGCUAGUUAACGUAGCUAUGCGUCAUAGUACAGGUAAACUGGCUAGCUAACUAAUCUGUCUAGCUUGGUAAAGUUAGUCUAGAUAACGUUAGCUAUCUAAAUUAGUAUGUCAGCUGUACCGUUAAUUAGACAAGCACAUAUGUAGCCAACCAUAUUUGAUGUUAACUGGCUACUUCGUAAAGGUUAGUAGCUAGUUAUGUAACGUUAUUUAGCUAGCAAUAUGUUCGGUCAUCAACAACGCCUCCAACAGCAGCAACGUAUUUGGCAGCUUCCACAACAUCUCCAACAACGCCAGCAGCUACAAACAACCCAACUCAUGCCAUCCCAACUUCCACACCAGCACCAAAUGAACCGACCACCUCCACCUAGCAUGAUCUACCUCUGCCCAGUUCCCCGGGCCUCUCUCCUUGCCACCAACCCCAUGCUGCAAGGGGCACUGCUCAUGCAACAACCGAUGCGAGGUAACAUGCGAGGCUUGGCCAUGGGUAGUGGGCUACCCUUUACUUCAUUUUUGUCUGAGGGGACAAGGCAAUCUCUCCUUGGACCGGCUCCUAUUCCCCAAGUGGGAUUGUUCGCAUCAGGACCCAAUCAUUCCCUUACACACUUUUUAAACAAGGACAUUCGUGUUAGGAAGAGGAAGAAGGAACAGACAGGAAGUGCUGGGGGCCAGCUGAGCUCCAGCAGUGCAGAGGGGCUAGGGGAGAGGGAUGAUAGGACUCCCAAUACAGAGAUGCAGGAAGCGGAAUCAGCUGGACAAUUCUUUGCAAAGCAACAGGAGCCUGAGAUGAAGAAGCAGAAGAUGAAUUUGUCAGAAGAGCCUGUGAAUAUAAAAAUUGGACAAGAGGCAGUCCAGAAGUCUGAUAAUGAAAUGUCAACAGAUGUACCUCAGCCUGUAGAUAUCUCUGCUCUCGAGUACAGAGGAGGAAGCACUUCCAUUCAAGUGGCGGAGGAAUGUUGCAAAGAAAGUGUAACAGCUGAACAUGUUCUGGGGGUAGGCACAUCCCUGAAAGUCACCAUCCAGCAGAGCAGCGAGAGCCGGGCGUUCAGCACAGGCCUAGAGGAGUUGGCUGCAGCAACAGCCACGGGGACCCCCUGUGGUGUAGGGGGACAGGGUGAGGACAGUGACAGAGGAGCUGCGACUGACAGCCACUACUGCUACAUCUGCAGCAACCCCUACCACAACCAGCAGAAUUUCCAGAACCAUAUGAACGGAUUGGAACAUCAACAGCGUAUGAUGGAGAUUCAGCAAGUGAGCAAUGCCUGUCUGGUCAAUCUAUUACCACGGGUCGGCGACUUUGUACAGGGUACACACAAAGCCGGGGGCAAAAAGCCAGCAAGGGUGCAGCGCUGGUGUGCAACCUGCCAAACACACUUUACCGGCGACCUCCUCGAGCACCGGAGGACAAAGGAGCACAAGCUAUCAAAGCAGUCCUCACGUCCCUUCUGCACCGUCUGCAAUCGCCAGUUCAGGACGCCACGGAAGUUUGUGGAGCACAUGAAGUCCCGAGAACACAAGCGGAAGGUGCUCCAGGAGGAAGGAGAGCCAGAGGUCAUUGAAGAACUCAUCACUGUGGAUGCAGUGGGAUGUUUCGAGGGAGAAGAUGACUUUGAGGAGGAGACCCACGAGGAUGAGGAUAGCAGGGGAUCGCAGCCCGGUCAAAGAGCAGUCCCACAAGAGCAUGUGGGGGGCUAUGAAGCGUUUGAUUCUGAAACACAAUACGGUUCAAGCUUUGUUGUCCCAGUGGCUGGUUUUCUCUGCAGACUGUGCCAUAAGUUCUUCUAUUUCAAGUCCACGGCCAGGCACUUUCACUGCAAGUCCCUCAUACACUUCCAGAACUUACAGAAGUACAAAGCCUUGAAGAAUCAAGAGCUCCGCUGCGGAGGACACCGAGAAGACGAGGACAUGCAGCCGAACAGUGGGGGACUCCCCUGACUUGAGAGAAUACAAAGUGGUUAUCCAAGUGAAAAAUGACUGUACAAAUGACUGCAACAUGGCUAGGGACAACACACAUCCCUGUGGUACCUCCUUUACCACAAUCAAGAUGCAUUCUGUUGUCUCUACUCAGGACAAGGCAGAGCAGGACAAUAUUUCCACUGCCACUCAGCAGGUCUCAGAACAGCUGAACUCAGACUCUGUAUUGCCAAAUACCGCAGUCGCUGUCCAUAGGCCGUGCUGCUGUGCCACCCAGCCUCCUUCUGGCUCAAGCUGUGGAUUGAAGAACAUGGUGAAGCCGUCUCCAUGCCAAAGCUGCCAAAGGUCCCAACCGAGCCUCCAGGAGUAUGGGCAUGAUGUGACUGGAGAAAAAUGCUCCUGCAGAGGUGGAUGUGCUCUUGCUUUGCAUGCAGUGCAACAGGAAACAAACAUGAGCAUACCUCAAACUGCAAGCAAGCCACUACGAGGCAGCCUCUUGGAAAGAGAGCAUUUGAAGCAGGGGAGCUCCACGCUGUUGAUGCCACAUAUACUCGAACUGGAUGAGGACAGAGAACUAGUCAACAGAGAGAAAGUGGAACGAAAGGAGUCAGCUGGGAUGAAGCCAGGAAAGUCAAGGACCACAUCGAAAAGAAUGGCCUCCAAAAUUAAAUCCAUAAGGACAACCCACACAACCUGAGAGCAGGGUCGUGUUCUACUGAACACGACCCAACAGAACACAGGAAAUUAACACAAACUAAGCCUGACAGGUCGUUAAUGGUGAUUGAUGGGAUAUCUACACAUUUGGUGUGUGUGCGAGUUUGAAGUCACCCAAGAUAAGAUUUCACAGACAAAUCCUGUUUGGUUACAGUAAAGUAGGCCUAGUUUAGUUUGAAUGGAAUUAACAGUUUGGGUUACUAUUUUAUUAAGAGAUAGCAUUCACAGUAUUGCAAGGGAUCUCCUAUCACAGUGAGUGAGGCCAUAUUAUGUUGUUUUCUUUAAAGAAAGUGCCCUUGGAUCAAUGAGCUCAAUCAAGUCUAUGUAUAUAUCGUUGUCUAUUGCCUCCUUUUCAGCUCUGAACUAAUCAGUCACACCAUGCAAUCUCAUUCAGGUCAAAACUAUUUGGCACUCUGGUACCACUUGCCAUGCGGUAGUAGAGAGAACAGUCUAUGACUGGGGUGGCUGGGGUCUUUGACAAUUUCUAGGGCCUUCCUCUGACACCGCCUGGUGUCGAGGUCCUGGAUGGCAGGCAGCUUAGCCCCAGUGAUGUACUGGGCCGUACGCACUACCCUCUGUAGUAUUCACCCCCUUGGCAUUUUUCCUAUUUUGUUGCUUUUCAACCUGGAAUUAAAAUAGAUUUUUUGGGGAGGGUUGUAAUCAUUUGAUUUUACAACAUGCCUACCACUUUGAAGAAAAAUAUUUUUUAUUGUGAAACAAACAAGAAAUAAGAAAAAAAAACUGAAUUUGGGCGUGCACAACUAUUCACCCCCCAAAGUCAAUACUUUGUAGAGCCACAUUUUGCUGCAAGUCUCUAUAAGCGUGGCACAUCUAGCCACUGGGAUUUUUGCCCAUUCUUCAAGGCAAAACUGCUCCAGCUUCUUCAAGUUGGAUGGGUUCCGCUGGUGUACAGCAAUCUUUAAAUUAUACCACAGAUUCUCAGUUGGAUUGAGGUCUGGGCUUUGACUAGGCCAUCCCAAGACAUUGAAAUGUUUCCCCUUUAAACCACUGGAGUGUUGCUUUAGCAGUAUGCUUCGGGUCAUUGUCCUGCUGUAAGGUGAACCUCCAUUCCAGUCUCAAAUCUCUGGAAGACAAACAGGUUUCCCUCAAUAAUUUCUCUGUAUUUAGCCCCAUCCAUCAUUCAUUCAAUUCUGACCAGUUUCUCAGUACCUGCCGUUGAAAAGCAUGGAUGAUUUUCUCGGGGUGAUGAGAGGUGUUGGGUUUGCGCCAGACAUAGCGUUUUCCUUGAUGGCCAAAAAGCUACAUUUUAGUCUCAUCUGAGGACUCAAAUAAAAGUUUGUUUUAAAAAGUUUAAUUAAUGAUCGUGGGCCCAAUUUGGACAUUUUCACUUCGGGGUGUACUCACUUUUGUUGCCAGUGGUUUAGACAUUCAUGGCUGUGUAUUGAGUUAUUUUGAGGGGACAGCAAAUUUACACUGUUAUACAAGCUGUACACUCACUACUUUACAUUGUAGCAAAGUAUCAUUUCUUCAGUGUUGUCACAUGAAAAUAUAUACUCAAAUAUUUACAAAAAUGUGAGGGGUGUACUCACUUUUGUGAUAUACUGUAAGUGUGAACUAUUUCUAAGAUGCAAAGUGUCAGUUUUUCCCCAACUCAUUUCACGCAUAAGAGGAAGGCUUGCAGUACCGGUGCUGGCAUAUGCACAGAUACAAAAGUAUGUGGACAUCUGCUCUUAACUUCCCAAAAUCAUGGGCAUUAAUAGAGUUGGUCGCCCCUUUGCUGCUGUAACAGCCUCCACUCUUCUGGGAAGGCGUUCCACUAGAUUUUGGAACAUUGCUGCAGGGACUUACUUUCUUUCAGCCACAAGCAUUAGUGAGGUCUGGCACUGAUGUUGAGAGUUUAGGCCUGGCUCACAGUCAGCAUUCCAAUUCAUCAGGGCUCUGUGCAGGCCAGGAAAAGGGCCUUUCCCAAACUGCCAGAAAGUUGGAAGCACAGAAUUGUCUGGUAAAGUUAAGAUUUCCCUUCACUGGAACUAAGUAACCCAAACCAUGAAAAACAGCACCAAACCAUUAUUCCUUCUCCACCAAACUGGGUGGAGGAAUAAUAAUACAUUGGGGCAGGUAGCGUUCUCCUGGCAUCCGCCAAACCCAGAUUCGUACGUCGGGCUGCCAGAUGGUAAAGCGUAAUUCAUCAUUCCAGUGGACGCAUUUUCACUGCUUCAGAGUCCCAACGGCUACGAGAUUUGCACCUCUUCAACCGAUGCUUGGCAUUGCGCACUGUGAUCUUAGGCUUGUGUGUGGCUGCUCGGAAACCAAUUUCAUGAAGCUCCCGAUGAACAGUUAUUGUGCUUCCAGGCAGUUUAGAAGUGUUGCAACCGAGGACAGAUUUGUGACUGACGGGCUCAAAUCGGUCUCAUGAAGCAACAUUUUUAAAUUGUGCUUCCUACAUUGGAUAAAAGUAGAGACUCAGAGCUGCAAAAUGGUAUAAUACACUACAGUUGAGGAACAAUGGGAAAGUAAUUUUGCUUUGAAAGUUGAUAAACUUGUAAAUUCACUUUUGAGAAAAUGGUCUUUGAAAGUUUUGGUACUGCUAUUGGAGAACCCUCUUUGUCUACACCCAUUCAGCAUUGUUCACAUCCUCUUAAACUUUAGCCCCAACCAUCUAUUUACGGGUUUAUCCGAAUGUAUUAACAGCUGUCAGGCACCCAAACUAACUUGCUAACUACUUCCAGACAUCUAUGUGAGAGAGAGAGAGAACAGCUCACUGAACAUUACUUGCCCUAGCAGAGUUGAUUAGGCUGCUUUGUUAUCCAGAGCAUUGGUGACUGCAAUUGUGCUGUCAGAUUGUAAAUUCUGAGCGUUUAGUGUUCUGAGCGCACAGCGGACGCUCUGGCCGAUGAGUGAAUUUACUGACAUGGCCAUAUUUAACUGGUGUUGAGCGUUCGAAAAUCUUCAGUUAUUCUGCGCUCUCUGGCACACAGACGAGAGUGCUUUAAAAUUGGAGUAGAUGACCAGACUGAAUUUACGAAUGCACCAGGGAGUGGUUACUUGCAUAGUGGAGUAUUUUGUUAAGACAUGUAAUCUAGCUAGCUAGGUAAAAAAUGAACCAUAAUCACAACUCAUGAUGCUACUAGCCUGCAUGAUUCUGCAGGUAGCGAAUCAAUCAGGUUCAGUGUUGGCUAGCUAUAGCCUAAUGUAAGCUAGUUAAGCAAAUAGCUCUGAGAUACUAAUAAUGUCAUACACGUAACGUUAGAUUACAUUAGCUAGGUAAACAAUGAACCAUAAUCACAACAAGAUGCGCCGACAGAGAUGGUCGCCUCGCAUUCGAGUCCUUAGGAAACUAUGCAGUGUUUCGUUUUUAAAAAAGUAUUAUUUCUUACAUUGUUAGCACAGAAAAUCUUAAGUCUUAUUACAUACAGCCGGGAAGAACUAUUGGAUAUCAGAGCGACGUCAAUUUACCAACAUUGUGACCAGGAAUAUCACUUUACCGAUGUGGAUCCUUUGUUCGGACCACCUACCAGGACAUUGGAUCUAAUCCCAGAGGCCGACCCAAAACAACGUCGCCGCAGAAGAGGUAGGCGGACUUCGAAGGGAGGAGGUGAGGGCACUCGGAGUGUGGUGUCAGGAAAACGAUCUCUCGUCAACAAAAAAAGGAAAUAAUCGUGGACUAGAGGAAACAGAGGGAGCACCCCCCUAUCCACAUUGAUGGGACAGCAGUGGAGAAGGUGGAACGUUGGCAUACACAUCACGGACAAACUGAAAUGGUCCACUCACACACAGUGUGGUGAAGAAGGUAAAGAUAUUUGGCUUGUCACCUAAAACCCUCAAACUUUUACAGAUGCACAAUUGAAAGCAUCCUGUCGGGCUGUAUCACUGCCUGGUAAGGCAACUGCUCUCCAGAGGGUGGUGCGGUCUGCACAACGCAUCACCCGGGGGCAAACUACUUGCCCUCCAGGACACCUACAGCACCCGGUGUCACAGGAAGGCCAAAAAGAUCAUCAAGGACAACAACCACUCGAGCCACUGUCUGUUCACCCCACUACCAUCCAGAAGGCGAGGUCAGUACAGGUGCAUCAAAGCUGGGACCACUUCACAAAAUAGAUGGCAUCAUGAGGCUGGAAAAUUUUGUAGAUUUUUUGAAGCAACAUCUCAAGACAUCAGUUCAAGUUCAAGCUUGGUCGCAAAUGGUUCUUCCAAAUGGACAAUGACCCCAAGCAUACUUCCAAAGUUGUGGCAAAAUGGCUUAAGGACAACAAAGUCGAGGUAUUGGAGUGGCCAUCACAAAGCCCUGACCUCAAUCCUGUAGAACAUUUGUGGGCAGAACUGAAAAAGCGUGUGAUCAAGGAGGCCUACAAACCUGACUCCGUUACACCAGCCCUGUCAGGAGGAAUGGGACAAAAUUCACCCAACUUCUUGUGGGAAGCUUGUGGAAGGCUACCUGAAACGUUUGAACCAAGUUAAACCAUUCAAAGGCACUGCUGCCAAAUACUCAUUGAGUGUAUGUAAACUUCUGACCCAAUAGGAAUGUGAUGAAACAAAAGCUGAAAUAAAUCACUCUACUAUUA